This is a messenger RNA of Scatophagus argus, 5144 nucleotides long. It is a transcript of the gene wdfy1, whose product is annotated as WD repeat and FYVE domain containing 1. The record is from RefSeq and is a predicted model, not a curated record. Gene Ontology annotation, molecular function: metal ion binding; protein binding. The transcript is spliced from 12 exons. The coding region runs from base 184 to 1416 and encodes 410 amino acids. NCBI's taxonomy places the organism in Eukaryota, Metazoa, Chordata, Actinopteri, Scatophagidae.
CAUCUGGUGAAACUGAAUUCUUUGUUGUCCAUUUCGGUUGUUUCCGGUCUGAAUUUGUUGGGAGCAUUCUUGCAGUCAUUACGGCAAUCCUGACAGCGGCUCCGGGGUGUCAGCUGAUCUUCCUUUGCUGGCUAGUGAGGAGGAAAAUCAGCAGAGAGAAAACACUGUUGGCUGGUUCAAACCAUGGCUGCGGAGAUUCAUUCGAGGCCCCAAACCGCUAGACCUAUUCUUUUGAACAAGAUCGAAGGACACACAGAUGCUGUCAACGCAGCCGUUUUAAUUCCAAAAGAAGAUGGAGUGAUCACGGUCAGCGAGGACAGAACCAUCAGAGUUUGGCUGAAGCGAGACAGUGGUCAGUACUGGCCCAGCAUCUACCACACGGUGUCCUCUCCAUGCUCUUGCAUGUCAUACCACCAUGACAGCAGACGCAUCUUCGUAGGCCAGGACAAUGGAGCUGUUGUGGAGUUUCUUAUCUCUGAAGAUUUCAACAAGAUGAACCACGUCAAAACGUAUCCAGCCCACCAGAACCGUGUAUCUGAUAUGGUGUUCUCUCUGGAGAGUGAGUGGGUGGUGAGCACUGGCCAUGACAAGAGUGUGAGCUGGAUGUGCACCCAGAGUGGCAGCAUGCUGGGGAGACACUACUUCACCGCCUGGGCCUCCUGUCUACAAUACGAUCAUGAGACGCAGCAUGCCUUUGUUGGCGAUUACUCAGGACAGAUCACACUGCUGAAGCUGGAGAAGCAGACGUACUCCACCAUCACUACCCUCAAGGGGCAUGAAGGUAGUAUAGGGACCCUGUGGUGGGACCCUGUCCAGAGGCUGCUGUUCUCAGGAGCCUCCGACCACAGCAUCAUCAUGUGGGAUAUUGGAGGCCGCAAAGGACGAACGUUACUGCUGCAGGGACACCACGAGCGUGUUCAGGCCUUGCGUUACCUCCAGUUGACCAGACAGUUGUUGUCGUGCUCAGCUGACGGAGGCAUUGCAGUGUGGAACAUGGACGCCCAGAGAGAAGAGGCGCCCCAGUGGUUAGACAGCGACUCCUGUCAGAAGUGUGAGCAGCCUUUCUUCUGGAACAUCAAACAGAUGUGGGACACUAAGACCCUGGGGCUCAGGCAGCACCACUGCAGAAAGUGUGGCAAGGCUGUGUGUGGAAAAUGUAGUUCGAAACGUUCCACGUACCCAAUCAUGGGCUUUGAGUUCCCAGUGCGAGUGUGUGAUGCCUGUCUUGAUAGCAUCAAAGAAGAAGAUCGAACAGCAUUGGCAACAUUCCAUGAGGGGAAACACAACAUCUCCCACAUGGACAUGGACCCAUCCAGAGGCCUAAUGGUCACUUGUGGAAGUGACCGCAUUGUUAAGAUCUGGGACAUGACGCAGGUGGUUGGCUGUAGCUUAGCAACAGGCUUCUCCUCGCGCUGAUUGGCCCAGCCCACUACAUGCUCUGCCCACUCUUCCAAUGUCAUGGAAACCCUUCUGUACAGUGUAUCUUUCCAUCGCUUCUGGGAUCUACAGCUGCCACCAGGCCUGCCCGGUGUGUGUAUGUGUGUGUGUGUGUGUGUGUGUGUCUCAGUAGUGCAGCCGUCCACAUUCCUUUUACUUCUCAAAACAAAUUUAAUUUCACUAACUGUCAGUCCUUCAUGAAGGUGACUGAUUUUUGACUUGUUGCUCUGAUCUGGAACAGAACCUUAAGCACAAUAUUGUCUGUGUGUGUGUGUGUGUGCGUGUGCGUGUGUAUGCCUGUAUUGUGGUGAUUUCUCCUAUGGAAGGAAUGGUAUUGAAAUGAGUGUUUACAUCAGAUCAAUUUCCAAUGCUUCUUUGGACAAAGGUCUUUUUUCAGUUUUUUUUUUUUUGCUUUACUUACCCUUGCACUGUAAUGUUCAGUUUCACUAAAUCGCUGACCUGCCGUUCCUGUAGAAACACACACUAGCUUUGCUUAUUUCUGUGGCCCACUAACUGCAUAUUACUCAGUCACUGUAACUUGUACAAAAUAACCUUGAUCAUCUGUAUAUACCCCUGCAGCAUGUGUAUAGUAGGUAGCUGCUUGAAUUGACUCACUGAUCAAAGAGAUCAGCUUUUUUCUGUCUUUUUUCCUUUUAUUUUUCUUCUUUCACUAGUUGGCCUUAAAUCACUCUCAGGAGGUUUUACAUUAGUAGGUUCUCAUUGGGCAGGGGCUCCUCAUGUCAAUCAUAACCAUUAUUAAUGUGUAAUCAAUAAAGCGUGGUUUAAAAACAGUAGAGAGAAGGAAAUCUCUUGAUACACUCAGAGGUGCUCCUGUAGAAAUUUGAUGUGCUCGUCAGGUGCUCACAUGACGGCGCUGACCCAGCCAGGUGAGGCCAGGGAAAUAUGAACAUGUUGCCAUAGUGACAAGCUCUGAGAGAAGCAGCAUCAAAGGCCUGUCGUAGGGUUCCUAAUAAUAAGUACCAGUCGGAUUGUGUUUCAAAUUUUGAUUGUUGUGAUCAUUUCAGCUUUGUGGCUUUGAGUAUUCUACUUUAUUUUGGUAAAAACAAAUUUAGAAAAUAGCACAGCAGCCCCACCUCGGAGAUAUUUAUCUCUUUCAGGAAAACACUCACAGUUGUGUAGAUAGAUACAACAUGACACUGAUGGUGUAAACCCAAGGUUCUAAUCCCUUGUGAGAAUUACUUUCCAUCUGUAAUUUCACAAAUAUGAAUAUUGCAUGUUGCAAAUAUUGUGAUGCAAAUUUGGGUUUCCCUCCCACCAGAGAGGCACUUAGAUACUGGUCAGGUACUCUGAACUAAAUGUAGCACUAAAUGCUGGAGUGUUGAAUCGCCUCCAGCUGAAUCAUGGGACAGAUCAGGGCUGCCUGUGCUCCUUCAAAAGCCUUAAAGAGAGAACAUACUCACAAAGCCUUUUCAGUGAUUUGUCAGUGCUUACGACUGUUCCCUCACUCAUCGUUCAUGCGCUCACCUUCUUUUAAGGCUCUGGAUGUUUGUGCUUCCUUUCAGCCUGUUUUUGAGCUCUCCACCACCCAUCAGUGUAUCAAGGGUGUCUCAUAACGCUCCCACCACUGCACUGAAUUGCACAAAUCGUGGUCUUUGUUUUCUCUUUGUUUUGAAUUAAAACAAAACAUUUUUCUAAGUUCAGAUUAGCUGGAUUUGAUGUAGCGUCCUUGUAUAUAGCGGCUAGUAUCUUCUAAUGUUAGACUAACGCUUGCCUUAUUGUAAGUGGAAAAAUGAGCAUUAUAAUGUCGGAUCUCAAAAUAUAGUCACAUUCCCGUUUUUUGAUCAUGUAGUGUAUAUUUGUAGUAAAGUAUUUAUCUGUUAUCAUUGUAAAUGGUGGUUUACUUUUCUUUGUGCCCAUCUAGUAGUUUUUAUUUCUCUUUUGAUAGCAAACUAGGACAUGUUAAGCACUCUGUAAUGACACAAACUCAGUAGUAUUGGGGUGGACCAUGGAGUAUUUUACAUCCAUACAUAGACAACCAGUUAACUGCUUAAACAGCAGUGGUUCUCAUAUGUUGUUUCUCAUCAUCAAGACCUUCCUCCAUAAUAUUUAGAUGUCACACAGUCAUACUUGGGGUUUGUCUCCAGUUAGUUGCCAAUAUUAAGCAAAAAUACAAAUAUAUUAAAUAUAUUUAAAUUUGAACAGUUUUUGCUUCCCUUCAAAAAUAAGAUUUGGUGAAGAUGGACUUUUUCCAUCAGUGUACAUGUCAGGAUUCUGAAGGCUUUGGAAUAAAAACAAAUGGCUUAAAUUGCUCCCAGAAAUCAUUUACAAAAUAUAUUAUUCAAUCUGAAUUAAUUUAUACUUUUUUUUGGCCACCUCAGUGCAGCCAAAACAACCUGAAAACACAACAAGUAUCACUUUAUAAAGUUGAUGUGGUGAAUAUGUAAUCAAAGAGCUGCCUGUUCACUCCACAUGGAGCGACAUAAGCUGGCUGCUGCUCACUCACAAAACUAAAACAGUUAAAGCAAAAAGGUUGUGUAGAUCUACAAUGAACUUGGGUGAGAACCCUUUGUGGGUCUGUCACUAAAAGCCACACCUUACACAUCACAUAGGCUACAGGCUUGGACUCUUAAUGAAUUUCACUAGUCACCCUCCUUGAAACUCUGGUUUGGUCUGCACCGGCUGAAGAGGAAAAUAUGAUUGUUUAAAUGCUCCACUCUGAUCAGCAGUCAACCUCUAACCUUCUUCUGCUGUUUUUUUUGUGCGGCAUCAAACCAGCUGCCGGCUGGAUAAUAGGUAAAAGAGAGAAUAAUUUGCAAGCUGGAAAACGAAAACUGAAAGAAGCUUUAAAAAAUGUUUGCAGACCGGCAUAGAGUUGCUUCAGAAUUCUCUGUGCUUUGUUACUGUAAGAGACAUAUUUCACAUUAUGUGUGUUCUUUGUCAAUUUGAAUGUGUUCAUUAGCGCAGCUUUUUAUAUGUACACGUUUUAACGGCUCCUGAUAUAGGUGGACAUUAUCGAUUGGCUGACAGUUGCUAAUAUUGGCAAACUGAUCCAUCAGCCCAACCCCAAGUAUCAUAAAGGCUCAUGUCACAAAGUUUCAUCUUGGUUCUACAGGGUUAAUGACAAUGCUGCCGUACAAUCAGGGGUCAAAGAUCUCCUUUCCUCUUUCAUUUAACUGUACAUUGAAGCUUCAUUACCUCUUAUCACGUCCUUAGAAGACAAUGGAUUUUGUUGAUGAAAAGCUCUCCAGCUGUGGAGGCUUCACUCCCCAACGGAUGGACGACAUGUUAAACGUAUGCUGGAAGGCAGGAUCUUCUGUUUGCAGAAACAGUUAAUGAAAGAGAUGUGCAGAUUAGCAGUAGCAGGAAGAACAGAUCUCCUCGUGUUGGUUUAUUUCCUUUCCUUACAGCAGAUGGAGUCAUUCUGUUUGCGUCAUCUUUAGUUCAUCAAACACUAAAACUGGUGACCUCUAUGUUGAUAAGAGGCCAUAUCAACACUUUAAAGAUGACUCAUUUUCCACAACAACAUUGCCCAUAAUCUCCAGCUUUGUAAAUUUAUUUGACUUUUUCAGAUGCUUGUAAAAGACACUUGCUGUUCCAACAUGAUGUUAAUGUAUAUUUCAAAAUAAUUGUAUUUUUAAAUACUUUUGUUGACACUACAGUACUGACUUUAGUUUCUCUGUGUGCUUGUUUGAGGGCACAGAGAGACAUAAGAAUCAAUGCAUAAUAAAGAUUUUCUGAUAUGUUUA